ACCCCGACUACUUUCUUCGGCCACCACAACACACCUCACCCCCUCCUGACUCACUCGUUUCCUCUCUCGCUAACGGCAAAAAUGGCGCGAAACUUUCUACAUUCCCCGGGAAAUGUUCCUGUGUUUCGCGUCAUUCUUCUCCUACUGCUACUCCUUCCACAUUCUUCAACCAGCUCCCGCCACGACUACCACGACGCUCUCCGCAAAUGCAUCCUCUUCUUCGAAGGCCAACGCUCCGGCCGACUCCCGCCCGACCAACGCGUCCGAUGGCGCCACGACUCCGGUUUGCACGACGGCGCCACUGCUGGAUUGGACUUAACGGGAGGUUACUACGACGCUGGAGACAAUGUGAAGUUUGGUUUCCCAAUGGCGUUUACGACGACGUUACUCGCGUGGAGUAUAAUAGAUUUCGGGAGGACUAUGGGACCGGAGCUUAGAAACGCCGUUAAGGCCGUUAAGUGGGGGACUGACUAUCUGUUAAAGGCGACGGCGAUUCCUGACGUCGUUUACGUGCAGGUUGGCGACGCUUUUUCGGACCACAACUGCUGGGAGAGGCCCGAGGACAUGGACACUCUCCGAACGGCCUAUAAAAUCGAUAGGGCCCACCCUGGGUCUGACGUGGCGGGGGAGACUGCAGCUGCAUUGGCCGCUGCUUCCAUUGUCUUCAGAUCACGUGACCCGGCCUACUCAAGAUUGCUUCUCAAUAGGGCCGUUAGGGUGUUCGAGUUCGCUGACAGACACCGUGGUGCGUACAGUGGUAGCCUGCACUCUGCUGUGUGCCCUUUUUAUUGCGAUGUGAAUGGUUACCAGGAUGAGUUGCUGUGGGGAGCUGCAUGGCUACACAAGGCAUCAAGGAGGCGCCAAUAUAGAGAAUACAUAGUGAAGAACGAGGUGGUGUUGAGAGCUGGAGAUACAAUAAACGAGUUUGGUUGGGACAACAAGCAUGCUGGGAUUAACGUCCUCAUUUCCAAGGAAGUGUUGAGUGGGAGGGCCGGCUACUUCGAAUCUUUCAAACAAAACGCAGACGAGUUUAUCUGUUCUUUAUUGCCUGGAAUUUCUCAUCCCCAAGUCCAAUAUUCGCCAGGUGGCUUGAUCUUCAAGGCUGGAGGGAGCAACAUGCAGCAUGUGACCUCACUGUCGUUCUUACUUCUGGCUUACUCCAAUUAUCUGAGCCAUUCCAAUAAGAUUGUGCCAUGUGGCGAGACCUCAGCUUCCCCUGCUCUACUCAAACAGUUGGCCAAACGUCAGGUGGACUACAUCCUAGGAGAUAAUCCUUUGAGGAUGUCUUACAUGGUUGGAUAUGGGCCACGUUACCCACAAAGAAUCCACCACAGGGGAAGCUCGUUGCCUUCCGUACAGGCCCAUCCGGCCCAUAUAGGCUGUAAAGCAGGGUCUCGUUAUUUUCUGAGUCCAAAUCCUAAUCCCAACCUGUUAGUUGGAGCUGUCGUGGGUGGGCCCAAUAGCUCAGAUGCUUUUCCAGACUCGAGGCCUUACUUUCAAGAGUCGGAGCCCACAACCUACAUUAAUGCGCCGUUGGUGGGCCUACUUGCGUUUUUUUCAGCCCAUCCUUGAUUCCCACAGUGUAAAGCAGAGAAUGUAGUAGUAGUAGUGUAGUGGUGCGCAAAUGGUCACCCUGCCCAAUUAUUGUGAAAGAUUCCCAGUGUUCCCAAUUAAUGAAAGCAAAAAGUUAUAUCUA
Molecule: messenger RNA, 1696 nt
Organism: Humulus lupulus (European hop)
Lineage: Eukaryota; Viridiplantae; Streptophyta; Magnoliopsida; Rosales; Cannabaceae
Product: endoglucanase 8-like
Exons: 7
Coding region: 82-1572 (496 amino acids)
Biological process (GO): carbohydrate metabolic process
Molecular function (GO): hydrolase activity, hydrolyzing O-glycosyl compounds
Source: RefSeq, a predicted model, not a curated record